AUGGCGUGUCCAUAUUCUCGUCUUCCCGUGGAGAAUUCACGAACAAGGCGCUUGCUUCGACACGGCAGAACACUCAAAACGCGCGAUGAAUGCUCGGGAGAAAGCCACACAAAGGCGUCUUUGGACAACACGAGGCCCCUGCAACUCGCGUCUCCGGUCCCAAGGUACCAGGUUGAUUUGAGGCAAUUGGACGUUAAGGCACCUGACAAUAUUCGAAACUCCACCAACACAAACAGACAAGAGGGAAAGAUGUCAAACCCAGUUCAAAAUCAGCUAGGGCGAGACUGUGCCAUGGCACAUUGCGUUCACGCCAUACAAAAUGCGAUUAGUGUCGUUGAAUGGAAUCAUCAAACUGCGAGCACUUUCGGCUCAAUCAUUGUGCCAAAACCUCGACUAGGCUCUGAGAAAUGCGAAUUUGAGCUUGCCAAUGGCCUGGCUGCCAUGGAAUAUGCUAUUAAUCAAGCCGCGAAGCAAUUAGCAGAGGAGAGCACCGCGGAGGUGGCUGGACAGGAAACGUCUCUUGAACUCCAACUACGUGCUCGUCUGUUUGACUUUGUGCGUAGCCAUGUGGUCUACUCCAGCUUUACUUCCUGGGGUAGUGCACGGAUACAAAGCCUCAAUAACGCUUUUCUACGGUACCUUCGCUCGUCACCAGACUUCCAAAAUUGUCGAGAAUUUAGGAAGACUGAACUCAAGCUAGCCCUUCUGUUUGACUGCGCCCUGCAAUUUCGCGCUCGAUUGGUUUAUUCCGGCGGGGUUUGA
This is a messenger RNA of Penicillium antarcticum, 762 nucleotides long. RefSeq lists its product as uncharacterized. Lineage: Eukaryota; Fungi; Ascomycota; Eurotiomycetes; Eurotiales; Aspergillaceae. The transcript is spliced from 2 exons. Bases 1 to 762 code for a protein of 253 amino acids. The record is from RefSeq and is a predicted model, not a curated record.